This is a messenger RNA of Microplitis mediator, 579 nucleotides long. RefSeq lists its product as uncharacterized. The transcript has a single exon. The coding region runs from base 1 to 579 and encodes 192 amino acids. The record is from RefSeq and is a predicted model, not a curated record. NCBI's taxonomy places the organism in Eukaryota, Metazoa, Arthropoda, Insecta, Hymenoptera, Braconidae.
AUGGUAGUGUUGACCAGACAACGCUGGUUUGAAUCUCAUUUCUGUGUAAGCACCAACGACGUCGACAUAACCGCCAAAAGAGCAAUCCGAUAUCUCGGAUUCGAGCUCGACGACAAACUCUCCUUUAGAGACAAUCUGCGUAAAACAACUGGGAAAGCCGGAAAAACUGUAAGCAACCUUGCGAAACUUAUGUUCAAUACGGCUGGACCAAAGUACGAAACGAGACGUAUACUCUUAAGCGUGGUUCAUUCAAUCCUGCGCUAUGGUGCUGAGGUCCGGGCAGACAAAACGAGAAUAAAAACGUUCCGCAGCAAACUUACCUCAGUUCAGAGAAAAGCUGCUCUCCGUGUCGCCUGUGCUUAUAGGACAGUCUCUGAGGCUGCGAUACUUGUUCUAGCAAAAGCUACGCCAAUGGACCUGAUGGCGCAAGAACGUAGGAGAAUACAUCAACGACGACAAGAUGGAAGCCUCGACAGCAACGCAGUGAAGGCGGAGAAACGGCGUACACUCAAUGAGUGGAACCAUCGCUGGCAAAACUGCACUCGAAGACAAUCCGGGGAACCAGAGCCGGUAAAGUAG